Molecule: messenger RNA, 6230 nt
Organism: Topomyia yanbarensis
Lineage: Eukaryota; Metazoa; Arthropoda; Insecta; Diptera; Culicidae
Gene: Sin3A
Product: paired amphipathic helix protein Sin3a
Exons: 11
Coding region: 455-5716 (1753 amino acids)
Biological process (GO): negative regulation of transcription by RNA polymerase II
Cellular component (GO): chromatin
Molecular function (GO): transcription corepressor activity
Source: RefSeq, a predicted model, not a curated record
CACAGCCGAGACGGCGAGUGCAGAGAUACGCAACAAAGCCGAUAGGAAAAGUGAAAAAUUUGGUGAUUUCAGUGAAAAAGUGAAAAUUUUUAAUUAUUCUUGUUGAACUGGUGUACAAUAUUAGUUUCUGACAGAGUAUUCGGUAUUUUUGAGUCCGAUAGUAGCGUGUUGCAUUGAAUUGCGAGCUUUGUUCCAUUUAUCAGUGGCGUGAGUGCUCUAAAAUUUGGUGCUUGUGCAAGGUGACUGAAAAUUUACCACAGCAAAGUCAAAAUUUGUAGACGUUGCACAGGAAGUUCUGUAUGCUAUUAUGAAAAAAGGCAUUUUUCGAUCAACGCCGGUGUCAUGUGAGUACAGAUAAUUACGGCAAUUAACUGUUAGCGUUUUCGCUAGGAAAAAAAAGUAAAAAGUAAUCAACUGCAUCCAGAGGAAAAAAAUCCAACAAAAUGCAAGCACGAUGAAGCGCGGUCGAACAGAAGAGAUUCAGUUUGGGCAGCCUCCGCGAUCCGGUGGGACUGCCCCCCAUCAGCGUCUCAUCGCAGCGACCCAGUCACAUAAUGCUGGGCCCACGAUACAAUAUCAGAUAUCGCCCAAUGUCAUUAAAACAUCGACACCGGCCGAGGUUGUGGCUAGUUUGCAGUCUCAGCAGCAGCAGCAACCUCAAUCGCAGACAGUAUCCCAACAAUCACAGCAAGUUCCCCAACAACAACAACAACAACAGCAGCAGAUUACCCAGCAAUCUGUACCACCGUCUCAACAGCAGCCCAGCGUUCAAUAUACUACUACUUCCUACACCGCUGCCAUCGGUAGUGGGAAUCUGGUGAAAACGACUGGUCACACUCAACCUUCAGUUCCCCAGUCGACACAGCAGAUCCAUGUUGUCAACACGACCAAUCAAGUUCGUGGCCAUAAGGGUGCCCCUAAUGUGACCGCCAACACGGGGCAGGUAAUCACCACAAUGUCAACGAAUGUUAUUCCAACAGCUCAGUCUCAAGUACCGCCACCACCCCAGGGACAAGCGCAAUUCCAGCGACUAAAGGUCGAAGAUGCCCUUAGCUAUCUGGAUCAGGUGAAGUUUCGUUUCGGCAAUCAACCACAAGUUUACAAUGAUUUCCUCGACAUAAUGAAGGAAUUCAAAUCUCAAAGCAUUGAUACGCCCGGUGUCAUCCAACGAGUGUCGAACCUGUUCAAAGGCCAUCCCGAACUGAUCGUUGGCUUCAAUACGUUUCUGCCGCCGGGAUAUAAAAUCGAAGUGCAAGCAAACGAUCAAGGAUACGCUUUUCAGGUGUCCGUCUCGGUGCCAUCAACAUCGUCGGCUGGGACAGCAGUUGCCCCACAGCCUUCGCCUCACAAAUACAGUACAAUUUUCCAGGGUGGUGGCCAAAUUGUGCAAACCGGAAAUACAGCAGUCAAUUUGAUGACCUACGGGCACUCAACUGGCUCGGUACACACGACUAUUCAGCCAGCUGUAUCCGGUGGGUCAGUAUCGGCAAACUCCAACGUUAGCAGUAUUUCAACGAUUCCUCAAUCGCCGCAGAAUUUCUCAAGGGAUCGUGAACGAACGAUCUCCGGGGGAAGCGCUGGACCGAAUCUUCCUCCAAAUACCGGUUCAGCCUCUACAGUCCCAACUGAUCCAAGUGCAAUGACUACAAACCAACAGCAAAACCUUCACCGAAUGAUCUCCCAGCAAGUGAUAUCCCAUCAACAGCAACAACCACCACCACCGGAACCACCCGCUGGAAACGCAACUCCCAACCAACCGGUAGAGUUUAAUCAUGCCAUUACAUAUGUUAACAAAAUCAAAAAUCGUUUCCACGCACAGCCGGAGAAGUACAAGCGAUUUCUGGAGAUUUUGCACACCUAUCAAAAGGAACAGAAGAUCUACAAGGAAGGUCCUCCAGGAAGCUGCAACAUCGGCGCGAAACAACUGACCGAAGCUGAAGUUUACACGCAGGUGGCAAAACUGUUCGAUAAUCAAGAAGAUCUCCUGCGCGAGUUCGGUCAAUUCCUACCGGACGCCACAAGCCAUACACCACUUCACGUCAAUAAAAAUCACACUAUGCACGAACCGGUACAACCGCCUCCGUCGCAACAAACGCAUGGUAAAAAAAUGUCCGGUAGCAUGAUGAGUGGGAAUGUGAAAGCAUUCAACAGUUCACACCAGGCAAAUUUAGUGCGGUUACAAGAUCGAGAUUACGGGCCAAAUGACAAGGAUUUCUCAACGGGCGGGCCAGUAGGUGGACGAGGUGGUAGCGUAGGACUUGACAAGGAACCGCGAAAUCACAUUAGCAAUCAAAAGUAUGCCCACAAUGCAUCUGGAAUGGGCAGCGGGCAAGGCGGAGGAAGUGCCGUUAAACGGUCACCAUCGUACUCGCAACUAGGAUCAUUAGGUCAAAACCUGUCCUCACGGGAUCGCGACGGUCCCCCAAUCAAACGCCAUAAGCCAAUCUGUCGCGAUAUAACACUCGCUGAAGCUUCCAAGUUCGGCACGCUUAAUGAUUAUGCAUUCUUUGAUAAGGUGCGAAAAGCACUGAGGAGUCCGGAUGUUUAUGAUAACUUCUUGCGUUGUUUGACCUUGUUCAACCAGGAGAUAGUUUCUAAAUCUGAAUUGCAAACUUUGGUCACGCCAUUUCUUAGUCGGUUCCCAGAUUUGUUGAAAUGGUUCCAAGAUUUCCUCGGCCCUUCAAAUGUACCCGAGUGCAUUCCGUUAGCAUCGGCUCAACGGCAGGAUCGAUCUCAAGGCGAACUAGCGACCGAUAUUGAUCUGUCGACUUGCAAACGUCUCGGUGCUAGUUACUGUGCUCUUCCAAAAUCCCACGAAAAUGUCAAGUGCUCCGGAAGAACAAAUCUUUGCAAAGACGUACUAAAUGACACCUGGGUAUCGUUCCCAACGUGGGCCGAGGAUUCGACAUUUGUCACGUCACGAAAAACGCAAUACGAAGAGUUUAUCUAUCGCUGCGAGGACGAACGAUUCGAACUGGACGUUGUGAUAGAGACUAACAGUGCAACGAUACGAGUGCUGGAGGGUGUACAGAAAAAGCUCAGCCGGAUGUCACCGGACGAGGUCAGUAGAUUCCGGCUGGACGAAUGUCUCGGAGGAACAUCAUCGACGAUACAUCAGCGGGCGCUGAAGAGAAUCUACGGUGAUAAAGCGGCCGACAUCAUCCAAGGGUUGAAGAAGAAUCCGGUCGUGGCGGUUCCGGUUGUACUGCGAAGGUUGAAGGCCAAGGAGGAAGAAUGGCGCGAAGCGCAGAAGGGUUUCAACAAGCAAUGGCGCGAGCAAAACGAAAAGUACUAUCUAAAAUCCUUGGAUCACCAGGGUAUUAACUUUAAGCAGAACGACAUCAAGGCGCUACGAUCGAAAAGUUUGUUCAAUGAAAUUGAAACACUUUUUGAUGAGGUGAGUUACAUGAAGCGUCACGAGCAGAGCGAGGAGGGUAGCACCAAUCCGUUGACCAGUGGACCGCACUUAGUUCUACCCUACAAGGACAAAACAAUACUGGACGAUGCGGCCAACCUUUUGAUCCACCACGUGAAACGACAAACGGGCAUCCAAAAGCAGGAAAAGGGUCGCAUCAAACACAUUCUUCGUCAGUUUGUGCCGGAUCUGUUCUUCGCACCCCGUCAGCAGCUGAGCGAUGACGAGCGAGAAGAUGACAUGGACGUCGAUCAAGAGCACGAAGAAGAAAGUAAAUCAACAGCAAAAAAUGGCAAUAAAAAUAGUGGAAGCAAUUGCACAAGUAGCUCCAUCGGCGGAAAUGGUGGCAGCAGCAGCAGUAGUAGCAUCGCCGAACAGAGCAAGGAUUCUACUGUGCCUAUAGUAAAAGAAGAGAUCCCAGAUAGUACAACCGGUGCUAAAGCACCAUCAACUGCUUUAAGCAGUGCACCACCCGACAAUGGAACAGCAUUAGCAGCAACAGCAGCAGCAUCGGCCGGAUCGGUAGCUGCUGUUAGUGGAAAUCAAGCAUCCAGCGCAGCUGCCGGAGAAUCUAGUACUAGUGUGAAUCGAGAGUCAACAACGGACGACAGUGGUAAGGAGAGCUCGACCGAGGAUGCCAUUAAAGUGGAGAUCAAGCAGGAGAACGAUACAGACCUACAGGUGGGUGCAGCUCAAAGCACUCAAUCGUCGCAACAGCAAACACAACAGGCUUCGUUGAACGCACCGUUGCCACCUCAUGCCAUCAGCAAACACUUGGAGGAAGCAUACACGCUGUUUUUCACCAACAACAACUGGUACCUGUUCUUGCGGUUACAUACGAUUUUGUGCGAACGGCUCCGUACAAUCUACGAGCGAGCACAGAUCAUUGCGACCGAAGAGAGAGCCUAUCAAAGCACGCGUACCAAUAGCACGGCAACCGCCCUUCGAUUAAAACCCAAGAGCGAAAUCAAGGUGGAAGACUUCUAUGCCACUUUUCUCGAUAUGCUGAAGAAUGUUCUGGAUGGUAACAUGGAGGCGGGUAAUUUUGAAGAUUCCCUGCGGGAGAUGUUCGGCAUUCAUGCCUACAUUGCAUUUACGCUGGAUAGGGUCGUUCAGAACGCUGUAAGACAACUGCAGCACUGCGUGACGGAACGAGGUGCUCUCGAGUGCGUAGAAUUGUUCCUGCUCGAGCAACGCAAAGGUGGUGCCGGCGGGCUCUGUCGCACCGCAAAUCGUCGUGUCGCCAACGAGCUAGCCUACCAGCGAAAAGCCGAAGCUGCUCUACAAGAUGAGAACUGCUUCAAAAUUUAUGUUUACAAGAUCGAUUGUCGGGUUACAAUUGAACUGCUGGACACGGAGACGGACGAUACGGCGCAGAAUUUUAAGAACGCCCAAAACUUCAGCAACUACGUCGACCGGUUAUCGAAUCCGGCCGCAGCGGGAACGGGAAGCGAAAGUGGAGCCAGCAUAACCGGUGGUCUCGGUUCGACCGGGUUACAUUCCAACGUGGAGAUAAAAACGGAGAAACCGGACGAUGAUAUGAACUUCAUCUGCGGUCCCCGGAAGGCACUGUUCCUGCAGCGAAAUCUGCGUCGGUGUAAAAAAUUGAAUCAAGUAUCGGCAAUCGAAAUGAUGGCGUUAGCAGCGUCGUCGUCGUCGUCGACGACAACACCAGCAACAACAACGACAACAAAGGAGGAUGCUGCGGCUGACAGUGUCAGCGGAAGCAGCCGUUGUAAAUCUCCUCUGGUCAGUGGUGGAACGACGACCACUGGUCCGAAAAAUAAUAACACGGUUUCCACUGAGAUUGGGACGAACAAUAAUAACAACAACAACAUCAGUUCGAGCAAAAAAGGUGGAGACGAUGCCAUUAUCACGGUCUCAACGUGGAACAAUAAGUGUAAGACACCCCCGGAGCGAUUACCUAGCAGCAAUGGUGAUCAAAAUUAUUUCGUGGACGAUCGCGAGCAGUUUAGGUUAAACGUGAACAACUACAAGAUUUGCUACGUACUGAACAAGGAUCACAUCUUCUACAAGCGGAAGUCGCUGUUGAGGGCAAAAGAGACCCACCCAGCAGUAACGAAAGCCAUGCAUCAACGGUUCGACGCCUUCGUCCAGCGGUGGCUUGAACGGAACGUCAGCGAAGCUCAGCAGGCGAUGUGCAACGAGUGGCUGCUCGGCAGCACCCGGUUCGAUCUGGUCAAGAAUGUGACACUGAUCAAGCGGAUCAACGAUGUCAGCCGGACGCCGUACAUGCUGUACAAUCGGUACAAGGUGGAGAAGCUGGACCAUCAGAGCUAAACGAUUGGAGGAAGUUCCCACGGAAGUAAAAGCAAAAACACCACCCCGCACCGAUUGUGAGUAAACAUAGUAUGAUAUAGUAUUAGGGUGAGACAAAAUACUUUGCCGAUUUGGUUACUGCGCGUAACGUUGUAAUUAUAGAAAGUAAGAAAAUAUUUCCUUUUUCUUUUUUGUUUUAAAAGAAAAUCGUUUUAUUGUCGAUCAUCCAUUUUUAUUAAAUUGAUUACUAUGUAAACAGAGUUUUAACCUUUAUGAGAGUCGAUUUAAAAAAAAUGAAGAAAAAUACAAAAACUAACCGCUGAGAAUCUUGUACAAUAGAGCAAUUUAAUGAGUCUUGCAAAACGAUCAUAGUUAAACUAUUGAUAAAAUAGUUUUAUUUAGACGUUAGGGCUGUAGAGUACUGUUUUCAUUAUGCUUAGUUGAGAUCGUUAAUUUAAAUGAAAUGCGAAACAACAAACUAUGGAAUAAGGACACCAUUGUGUGUGGAGCUAAUAAAUCACCCUAACGAUUAAAA